AUGCUCAUGCGGCAGAUCUGGCCGGGCUUGGCAUCGUUUUUUGCCGUGGCGUUCGCUGAUGGUGAGCUCGUUGCGGCGACGGAGUGCAAUCCCUACCAGGGCACCAGGUACAUCACCUUAGGCAAUGGCGACAGCAUCACCUCCGCUGUGUGCGAAGCCAGUUGGGACCUUCAUGAGUUGUCGGUCUUUGACGAGUUUGGCUUUGAGAUCACCAGCAUUACGGCUUCUGCACCCACAGGAAGCUCUUCGCCGACAUCCGACUAUGGACCACAGAAGGCGUUGGAUGGCUUGCUGACGACUUUCUGGGCAGGGGACCACGAUAUUGGAGCGAGCUGUUCCUGCUGGGAUGAUUCCAAGAAGGAUUCCCAGCAGAUCCUUCUCGACCUGAAACAGACGUACAAAGUCUCCAAGAUCAACAUUUGGCAGGGUGGCGCCGGAAACAAGUGGGCCAUCUCUAAACUUCGCAUUCACUGCCACAGCGCGGGGCUAGUCACGAGCCCUGUAGAGUUGGAGAUCUCCAGUGGCUCGACCACCGUCGAGUGCGACGAUGCGGGCUGCCGUGCCAUUGACCACAAUCCCGCCUUCGUGCAUAGAUCUGCGGCUUGUGCCGCGAGCACGGCCGGCCAACUCGGUGUGCCUGUCGGCUUGCUGCUGGGGCUGGGUUUAGUCCAGCGCAACCUGCUGCUGAGAGGGGAGCGUUCUUGGAGCUGA
Effrenium voratum is the source of this 711-nucleotide messenger RNA. Lineage: Eukaryota; Dinophyceae; Suessiales; Symbiodiniaceae. The record is from the annotation of a GenBank genome assembly.